AUGGCGAUCACAGGACUCGCCAUUAGCCCUGAAAUAGCCCAAUUGUUGACGAAUGCUGCUAGGAGAUUUUCCAGGUAUAUCUCCUUGUAUGUGGACGUCUUGAACAAGUAUAUUGGUUACCAACGUCGAGUCUCGACGCUGCGAUUCGAAAGAGCCACUUUGAUCAAAUAUGUCAAGAAAUUAAGGUUUUUGAAUGAACAUCUGAUUGACGUUGAGUUCUCGGAAUGGAUUGGUAACGAUCUAGCGUCAACGGCGGCUUCAUUGGGCACCUAUCUCAUAAGAUGUCUUGAAAUCUUAGAUUUGUUGAACUUCUACCUCACACAGAGCCUGCGCAACGAGACGAUCUCAAAGACGUUGAACGAGAAUCUGGUGUUCUCGGGCGAAUGCAUUGUGGUGAUGGAAACCACGUAUCAGCAUUAUGUGAAAUUCACCCAAUGGAUGUUGGAGUCACUCGGGUUGGAAGAUCAAGAUUUAACCAUUGAAGUGAUUCAAUUUGCUAGGAAAUGCGCCAAAGAGGAUGAAGUGGACUUGGAGAAGACCGACGAUAUCUUGCUGCAAGAGGUGGAUCGUGUGAGGGACGCGGACGAGUACCACGAACUGUUGAAAGAGUGGGAUCAGGUUCUAUUGGACAGACUGCAAUUGCUUCGCGAGGAUUUCGACGCAGAGUCCGAUCGUUGGCAAACGUUUUUCGAGGCUCGUAGAUAG
Messenger RNA from Lachancea mirantina, 705 nucleotides. NCBI's taxonomy places the organism in Eukaryota, Fungi, Ascomycota, Saccharomycetes, Saccharomycetales, Saccharomycetaceae. The record is from the annotation of a GenBank genome assembly.